Molecule: messenger RNA, 2437 nt
Organism: Camellia sinensis
Lineage: Eukaryota; Viridiplantae; Streptophyta; Magnoliopsida; Ericales; Theaceae
Product: protein NLP6
Molecular function (GO): DNA-binding transcription factor activity; protein binding
Source: RefSeq, a predicted model, not a curated record
CCGGUGGGUCGAGGUCCCCUGAUAAGUUAUUCUCAGAAAAUGGCCGAAUCUGAUGGAUAUAAUAGCCCUUUUGAUUCCAGUAGCGAUGAAGAAGGAAGACGAGCAGCAAUUAGCGAUAAAGAAAGAACCGUAGCAGCAAAUUUCCCUGACGAUUUCAAGCAAUUUGUGGACACUCAACUCAACCGCUGUCCAGUGGUGGAUGAUGAUUGUUACGAUAAAUUCUGUGGAUGGGUUUUCUGGAGCCGAGAAGACGACCAAUCCGAACAUCCUCCGAAUAUUUCGGAUUUAAAAAAGAAGAUCAAAGAUGUCCUUCGAAAGUGUUUACUCGAAUGGUUUCAAAAUCCAACACUAAUUCAAUUUUGGGCACCCACGAGGACAAUGGAUGGCCGGCCUUAUCUUACAACUCAAAACCAACCUUUCGCUCUUUGUACAUUACCUAGAAGAAUUGAUGAUGAUGUUAAAGAACCUGUUAAAGGGCUUUGUGGGUAUAGGAUGAUCUCUAUGGACUAUAAAGUUUACAUGGAUAGAGAGAGUUCUGAUGAACAACUUGGGGUUCCUGGCCGUGUGUUCAAGCAUGGAUUUCGCGAAUUCACUCCCAAUGUAGAAUAUUACUCUAUCAAAGAGUAUCCAUUGCGCGACCAAGCUUUACGUUGCCAACUUAAACUAUCUUGGGUUAUCCCACUGUUUGAUCCUUCUACCCACUUCUGUGUUGGUGUACUUGAUAUAGUUUCAACAUGGCCCUCAAUUGGAUUUCUAUUGUACAACAACUCUGAUUGCCUGCGUAUGCUUAAGGAGGAGGUAGGUCUGGAAUUUUCAAAAUCACAUGCAGACCAUGUCAAGAAAAGAAAUGUGAGACAAAGUGAAGCCUUAGAUGAAAUCAGUAAGGUGUUGAAAGUUGUGUGUAAAGUUCAUGGUUUAGAUUUUGCUCAAGCAUGGGCCCCGUGCAGAGUAGACUGGGCAUGCAGGGCUCUGGUUAAGGGUGACAUUUUCCAUGUGAUUGCCAAUUCCAAAGCAUUGGAGUACUGGGACUUUGAACCCCCCAACAGUGUAUCUCACUUAAGAAAGGGGCAAGGAGUUGUUGGGAGAGCAUUCUCGUCCCCUAAUGUAUUAUUUUGCAAGGAUGUAACCCAACUUAGCAUAAUUGACUACCCAUUGGCACACUAUGCACGAUAUCAUAAAUUAGGUUGUUGUUUCGCAAUAUGCUUGCAAAGUAGUUGCACCGGAAAUGACAUUUACGUGUUAGAGUGCUUUAUGCCGUCAAGCAACAAGGACUACUAUGGUAAUCAACAGACUGCAUUGAGGAAAAUAUUGGAAACAAUGAAGAAAAAUUUCCGAACUUUUAAGCUUGCUUCUGGAGAAGAACUUGGGGGACAUUUAUAUAUUGAAGAAAUUCCUUUGCAGAAUGGUGAGAAACUUGAUUCUGUUCAAAUGUCCCAGACUAGCAAAUCUUUGCCUAGGCCGGAGCCCUUACAAAGUGGAGGAGAGAUGACACAACUGGAUUUAUCGAAUCAACAACCAAUGGAUGCAUUAAACAAUGAAAGCAAUGUUGUAAGUGCGGAAAGAAGCAACAUUGAUGUUACUUGUUCACAGGAAAAAGGCAAAACAAAGAGACCAAAAAGAGUGUACAAUAGAACUGGAGUUAAAAUUGAAAUUCCUUUAGAUGAUAUCCUACAAAAUUCAAAAAAGAGCAUCAAGGUUGCUGCCGAUAACCUCCGAGUUAGUCCAUCUACACUAAAGCGUAUUUGUAGGCGUUAUGGUGUCACAAGUUGGCCACCACACAAUAAGAAUAUGGUUGGUUCCUCUCAACCUAGUGAAUCUUCCCCGGGUGUUGAUCAUCAACAAAUGCCACAAUUAAGUUCUGAUCAGCCUUCUAGUCAAGCCUUGGCUGCUGUUGUUCACGCAAACCCACGUAGUACAGUGAUCCGAGAUGCAAAUAUUGUGACUGUGAAGGCAAAAUAAAUCGAUGAUGUUAUAAUAAAGUUUUCGCUGUCUUUGUCAUUGGGACUAGUUGAGUUGCAGCAACAAAUCGCCAAUAGACUGCACUUAGAGGAUGGAACUUAUUAUGUCAAGUAUAAAGAUGAGGAUGACGACUUAAUUGCAAUAGUUUGUGAUCAGGACUUGCAAGAUUAUAUAAGCAGUUCUAAAUCGCUGGGCAGCACUACCAUCAUGGUAUUCAUUGUUCCAAAGUAGUCAAUUAUUAGUGACCAACUUGAAUUAUCUCAGUUUUUUUGUUGCUGCUAUAUUUUCUUUUGUUCUAAUCUUUUGAUUCUAGAGAUGGUUGUUGCUAUCAUGCCUUGUUUUCUCUGUUUCAGCAAGGUUGGGAGUGUUUUGGGUUUUUUGGGUUUCCUCUUGGCAAUUGGAUUCUGGCCAACUUUUUCAUUCUCCCCUUUUGUAAUGUUGUAUUAGCAUUAAUAAAAUGUUACUUUCUUUGCUGAUC